Messenger RNA from Hypanus sabinus (Atlantic stingray), 5361 nucleotides. RefSeq lists its product as uncharacterized. The transcript is spliced from 19 exons. The record is from RefSeq and is a predicted model, not a curated record. The coding region runs from base 217 to 1953 and encodes 578 amino acids. Lineage: Eukaryota; Metazoa; Chordata; Chondrichthyes; Myliobatiformes; Dasyatidae.
CGUCACAUCGCUUGGUCAGGUUGACAUUGUUCCAAAAGGUAAGCGCAGGAAUACACGAGAGCUUUUGAGAGCCCAGCCUAGACUGAAUUUCCUUGAAGGUUUCAGAUUAUCACGCUGUCGUGCCAAAUGCGCAUAAAAAUGCGGAAGGGAUCGAAGAUCGUAAAAUCUACACCUUGCGAAUCGAUUCCAGAAAAGCUAGUGUAUCAACUGUGAGCCAUGUAUUUGGACCACACCGGGCGAGGUGAACGGAACUUCCGAAGACUCGCCGGGAUUGUCAAAACUAUCUGCGGGAUGAACAUAGCGUUAAAGAGGUAUAUACACAAAGACAAAGUGAUACGAUGGGUAGCUCAUCAUCUGACAAGAAAAUCAGACGUUGACAAGGAAUUGCUUUUCAACAUCCACAACUUUACAAAAAGCAAAUGUGAGAGAGAUUCUGCGAAGCUGAAGAACCUGCUUUCUGUUCUCCCUCAUGAACGGAGCAUACAUGAGAUUUCAUUGAUACAGACACUUCUACAUAAGAAUCAAGCAUUUCAAGCCAUGCCCCAUAUUGUGCAAUUGGAGAUAUGCCAAGCUGCUGUCUACCAACAAUAUGAGGCCAAAACAACGGUGGUACGAAAAGGUCACCAGCCUGAGGCCUGCUAUUUUGUUGUUACUGGUAGACUAAUAGCUCAGUCAAGUGAUGGCCUUUCAAGAAAUCAAAAUCACUUCAGUGAAACUCUGAAUGAAAUUGAGGAGGGAGAUUUGUUUGGGGAUGCAGCACUUUUAACCAACAUGUCGAGACCUUCCACAAUUUUGUGCAGGACUAAUGCAGAGCUCCUGCUGAUCGGCAAGGAGGAUUUUGAAUCAAUAUUGGCCGGACUUCUUGAACAGCGCUAUAGUGUGAUCACAGACUUACUGGGGUCACUCCCAAUAUUUACAUCUUGGACAGCAGAAAAACUGACAAUGCUUUCCCACAGUUCCCUGCUACGGUACUACAGAUCAGGAACAGCAGUUGUUCCAGAAAGCUGCAACUCGUGUUUCAUAGUUAUUGUUAAAUCAGGCCGGUGUUACAUAGUGACAAAUCUUAUAAUGGAUCAAUGUGGAAAGGAUCGGGCCCAGCGACCACAGCCAAAAAAAUCAGCUGUGCUCCUAAAGAACCUUCCUGUGCUAAAGAAGGACACAAAAUCCACAGGGAAAUCUCCACUGACAGCUCCUGAUUUUCCAAGCUUUGUGACAGCAGAUCUACAAGAAGCCAUAAAGACUGCGCAAACAAGAAAAUCCAGAAGUAUGGAAAUUGCCACUCCAACCCACCCAUUAACUGAGGAGAGCAGCUACAAGGAUCUGGAACAUAAAGGCCUGGAAGAGUCACUUCCCACCAGUGCUAGUGGAUCCGAAAGAGACGGGGGCUUACAGCAACCUGAGUCUCUCACACACACAUCGGGAAAGAGCAGUGCUUGUGCCUACGUCCCACAGGACACAAACAAUGAACCCGAGCAGACAGAACCAUGCAAGGCAGAGCAUGCAGAUGAAUCAUCUUUGCCUGAGGUAGUCAUUGAAUCUGUGGAGAACUGCAAUGAAACUCAAGAGGCUACCAAAUCCUUGGGUCAUAAUGAAGCUGAUGAGCAGAAUAAAGAAAGACAAAAGAUUCUUCGUAAUCCACCGCAAGAGUAUCCUCGAGCAACUUUUGUGAAAGUAGCAAGCUUGGAAAAGGGAGGCAUUUUUGGGCUGACAGAAAUUCCUGGCAGUUCUUUUAAGUUACAAUUAAGCUUGGUUAGUGAUGGAGCUGAAUGUAUUUUCGUCCCAAGGAAGCUGUUCUUGGGUGAGGCUCCAGAAAAGUCAAGGCAAGUUGCAUUGGAGUUGGUGAACACAUACCCGAAUGAACAAGUUAUCAGGGAGAACUUUGCUAGAGAACAAGAAUGGAGCUUGUACAAGGCUAAGCUUAUCAGGCAGCUACUAGGUAGCCGUGCAAAAUAGAGUUCUGUACCUGUGAAUUUAGGAAUGAUGAUAUUCUAAUUUGUUCUUAAUUACAAUGUGGAAUUUAUUCAGGGCAACUUAUUCAAGAUCAGGUUAUCAUUUUAAUUACUUACAGUGCCUUGUAGAAGUAUUCACACAAUGAGUAUUACAGCCAGGGAUUUUGAUCAAUUUAACUGAGAAUUUUUAUUUGGGAAUUCCAUGAUCCUUUUUUCACAGUAAGGCCCCCCCCCCAAAAAAAGAGGGAAAACUGUAGAGCAAGAAAAACUAAAACUUCAAAAACUGAAAUAUCAGCAGCUCAGAAGUAUUCAUCCCCUUUUGCUCAGUACUUAGUUGAACCACCUCUUGCAGCUAUUACCUCCUGCAGUCUUUUAGGAUAAGUCUCUAUUAACUUCGCACUAUGAGAUGGAGCAAGAUUUACCCAUUUCUCCUUGCAAAGUUGCUCAAGCUGUGCCAGUUGUGGAGCGGCAGACAGCAAUCUUGAAGGCUUGCCAGAAAUGUUUGAUUGGGUUAAGGUCAGGACUUUGACUGGGCCACUCAAGGAUAUUAGUUUUCUUCAUUUGAUGCCAGUCCAUGGUUGUUCUGGCAGUGUGCUUUGGGCCGUUGCCCUGCUGAAAGACAAACUUCAUCCCUAGUUUAUGCCUUCUGUCUGAGGUUAGCAAUUUUUUUUAUUCAGGAUCUCUCUGUAUUUAGCAGCAUUCAUCUUCCCUUCAAUCCUGACCAGAUUUCCAGUUCCUGCUGCUGAAAAGCAUCCCCUAGCACGAUAUUACAUCCACCAGUGGGGAUGGCGUACCCUGGCUGAUACACAGUAUUAAAUUUACUCCACAUGUACUACUUAGUGUUGAGGCCAAAAGAUUCCAUAUUAGUCUCACCUGACCACAAGACCUUCCACAUCCUAAUAGUAUCUUCUAAGUGAUGCUUUGCAAAGUCUUUAUGGAUAAGGUUUAUUUUUUCAUAAAUACCCUUUAUGUGAAAAGUGUUGGAGAUUGCAGAGCCAUGAACUUCAUCUCUAGUUGCAGACAUUGACUUCUGCAACUCCUUCAGAGUGACUGUUGACAUCACAGUAGCCACUCUUUCAAGUACCAUUCUUCUCUGGUGGCUAGGUUUAGAGGGGCUAGGUUUAAUGUCGUUGUGGUUCCACUUUUUCCACAAUGGACUGUACUGAGCUCCAAGGUGUGUUCAGUAACUUUGAGAUGGUCUUGUACCCUUCUCCAGUUUUAUGCUUAUCAUACUUUCCCCAACUUGUUGUGAAUGUUCUUUUGUCUUAAUUUUGGUUCAGUCUGUUGAAAAUCUACCAUACUGUUGGACUUUUCAGAGAGAAGGGAUAUUUAUUCUGGUGAAUUCAUUGAAAACAGAAUUUCUACAUCAACAAAUCAGGUGGGUUGGUAAGGUAACAGUAUAUUGCACCUGAGGAAAGUUAGUAUAACAAUUACAAAGGGGAUGAAUACUUUUCUCAGCUUCAUAAUUUUGGUUUUUAAUUUUUAGUUAAUGGUUGACAGGAUUUGGAUUUUGAAUUGACAUGAUUUGCACAAUGUUUUGUAGAUUAGCUCAAAAAUCCUGCUUCAGAAUAUUUUAAAUUUAGAAAAUGAGACAGUAAAAUGUGAACGUAGUUGUGGGGCUGAAUAGUUUUUUCAAGGCACUGUGGCCUAGAAAUGGGCAGUGUGAGAUCUAUUUUUCAGACCCUCAAAUAGUGUAUAUACUUUAGGUAACAUUGAGAAAGGAAUCAGACCUUUUUGGCAUUCGGUAUUUUGCCUUCCAGACUUGUACUCUUGAUUUUCUAGACUAACUAACAGCACUUAUAGCAUUAUUUUAUGUACCAUGAUCUGUACAUAAUUUUACAGUGUUUUAGGGGCAGUACUUAAAAAAUAUUAAAAUUUUAAAAAUUGUUUCAGGAAUUUUAUUUUACUUGUCAUCAGUUCUAGUAUUUUAUUAUUUGAAUCCCUUUCAUGCAUAUAAAACAAUGUAUUGUACUGUCCAUUUCAAUCAAUAUCAAAGUAGGCACUCCUAAUGCAGAGCUAAAUUCAGCACAUUCAGAAGUCUGGGCUGGUAUAGACAGUAUUUCAUAUUCAGAAAUACAUAUCAACUAGUGUCAUGAGUGCAAAACAGACACAGUCUUGCUGGAAGGGCUGGAGGAGAGGGAGCAAAUUGAUCCACAUUAAAAGUGAUAAGUGACAAGAUGUGAAGGGUUUACAUGCCUUCAUUGGAGAAAUUACUGAGAGUUUGGCAAACUGUCCAUUAUUGUACUCUGAUGUCUCUUCCCGGACCAUCCUUAACUGGGCUCUAGUGUUUCACACUCACCAUUUUUGCAGGUUGAUAGCUCCUUUCGUCAAUCCAUCAUUGGCCCUGAUCAUUGCCUUACUGGCUUUGACGUUUCCCCUGACCACCUGUACUAGGUUCAGACAUCUACCCCUGACCAUCCUUCAUUAGGCCCUGACCAUCCAUCAGUGUUCUGAUGUUCCUUUAACCAUUCAUCCAUCCUUUGGAUGACAGAAUUGCCCUAUGCUGGCUAUUUGGUAAUUCUUGUAUUCUAAUAGAACGAGUGCUGACCUCAUUGAAAUGUAAAAUUCUGAGGGAUUUUUGUUCAAUGUGAAUGAAAAUCAAAUAAGCGCAGAUGCUGGAAAUCUGAAAUAAAAAAAGUACAAAAUGCUUGAAAUAUUUAGCAUGUCAGGGAGCAGCUGUAGAAAGAGGCUUUCAAAAUUUCAAGUUGGAGGCUUUUUUAAAACUAAAAGAAAGAAAACUGGCUACAGAACACUUCUUUAUGGGAUGGAGGAUAAGUGACUGUUUUUUCUUAGUUGGACUGGCAUUGGAACCACUGGCUUAAAAUAAGGGGUCUGCCCUGUAGGCCUGAAAUGUGAGGAAAUUUCUUCAACUAAAUUGAACAAAUUUAUUUAAAGCCAGAUCUAAUCAUAAGAUUUUGAACUUCUGAAGAAUCUGUAAAAUGGACUGCCACUUCAUGAUAUUGCAUUUAACUCCAAAGUUGCUGUUUGGUAUUUCAAAAUGAUAGUGAGCACAAGCUGCAGCAACAUCUUUAUUGCCAGAAUAUCCCAUUAUUAUUUUAUUACUUUAAUUAAUCUAUAAUAAUGUAUUUAUGAUGGAACAUUUUGUCAUUAGUUUUAUGAAUAAUUAUACUGUAAUCGUAAUUCUCAGAUACCUGUGUUGAAGAUUUAUACAAAAGUCUUUUUUUUUCACAAGAUUUACAGUAUCCUAUUGUUAAGAGUGGAGCGCACAGCUAGAAGUGAUGUGCUGACUUGAUGACACACUGAGUUUUAACUAUCCAAAUCAUAGCCUGAAGAUCCAUCUAAAAAGUGUCAUUUCAACAAGGCAAACAUGUCUUCACCUAGGUCAUUCACAAUUUAACGAACUGUCUUCUAAUCCUGUCACAUAGAUCUAAUAACAACAAAGUUCACAUAA